GCUGCCAGUACCGGAAGUUCCGUUCCCGUCGUGAACUGGGACAGCAAGCGCACCUCUUACAGUGUAUGUGUGGCAACAACAUGUCUGUGCCGCUGCUCGCCGAGGCUGUGACGGUGUCCGGGAAGGAGAGGGAGACCGCGGCGGUUAUCUUCCUUCAUGGGCUGGGGGACUCAGGGCAUGGGUGGGCAGAGUCUUUGACAGGGAUCCAGCUGCCUCACGUCAAGUUCAUCUGCCCCCACGCACCCCCGAUCCCCGUCACUCUCAACAUGAAGGCGAUGAUGCCCGCGUGGUUUGACCUCAUGGGUCUCAGCCCCGACUGCCAGGAGGAUGAAGGUGGAAUCAAGAAGGCAGCAGAAAACAUCAAGGCCAUAAUCGAGCAUGAGGUCAAAAAUGGGAUCCCCCCACAUCGCAUAAUGCUCGGUGGCUUCUCUCAGGGUGGGGCCUUGUCCUUGUAUACCGCCUUGACCUGCCAGCACCAGUUGGCUGGCGUCAUGGCCCUCAGUUGCUGGCUACCACUUCACAAGAGUUUCCCAACGGCGUCAAGUGGCAACAAGUACAUCCCAAUCCUGCAGUGCCACGGUGAGGUGGAUGGCAUGAUCCCGAUACAAUAUGGUUGUCUGACGGCAGAUAAACUCAGAACCAUAGUCGACCCUCAGAUGGUCACCUUCAAAACCUUCCCAGGGCUCCACCACAGCUCCUGUCCUCAGGAGAUGGCAGCUGUAAAGGAAUUUAUCGAGAAGUAUUUGCCCCGAAUCUGACCUCAUCUCAUCCCCACUGUGACCCCCUGAGACACUGACCUCUCACCCCCGAUCUGCCAUUCUCCCACAGGAAACAGCCAUGAGCACCCCUCUUCCACACACAUCGGCAACAUGACAAACACACGCAUGCAAACACACACAGACAGACAUAACAAUCAUGAUUUGAUCCACACUGCUAAACAAAACACAUGCUUCUCCAUGCAAUUAAAUCCAACAACACUCGUACUGAAAACAGAUCUGUCAAACACUGAUUUGAUUAUAACAUCAUUAAGUGCUCACACUCACAAGUCUUAGCCUUUCGGAGGGAGAAACACUGACUCACACAAUACAUUCCCUUUGGUUUUAUUUUAACAGCUUCUUUCUGUCACCUCCUCCCCACUUUAGUUUUUCUCCUCUUUUACCUUGUUUUGCCUCAUCCUAUCCUCCAGCUGUCACAUCCUCCAUUGCUUCCACUGCCACACCUUUCCCUCUUUCAUCGCUGUGCCAGUUUGUAAGGCGUUUAGUGGAAAACCGACCAUAAGAUUUCGUUGGAUAAGCAGGUUAACACCUGCCUAAUACUGUCAGUGACCAAACCCAAGCGCUAUCAGACUGGACAUCACUUUCCAGUCUUUUCUGCGUGGCGAGACAUGUUUGCUGCUUGUUGCAAAUUGACCUCUUUUGGUUUAAUCUGAUUGAACUUUUACACUUGAACUCUUGGGGCUCUCUGAUGCCAAGCCAAUUUGACAGAAAAUAUUGGUUGUUUGUAGUCUCCCAUUAAUAAAUACUUGCAGCAGAGAAGAGGGGACACUUUAGUGUGUGCUAAGACACUAACAAAGUCUGAUAAAACCAUAGACUGUAUAAAAGAAGUGGACGUAGCCACGGUGACGUCACCCAUUGGUUUGUAGGCUACCGUUUUGGCCCCCAGAAGUGCACCAGGCUGUGAGCCAAUUUCCAUAGUGGCCAAACAAUGUAAGUACAUUCGUCACGUGAUGCUGUUGGGCCCAAAAAGACGUUUUCUCAUAGACUUACAUGGCAAAGGAGAAGUCUGUAAAUCAGUGAAUAUUGAGCUUAAAAAAAAACAACCUGAAAUGACUCGUUUCACUAUCAGAAUUUGAUCCGUUCGGUCUGACAACAUUUGGAAAGUCGAUAAGAGCUGCGUAAUUGAAUCAUUUUGUCCCAAUUCAAGUUACCAGAGGGCUAAACUGGAAGUAGCUGGAAGUACUACGGAAGCAGUGCCGAUCGUCCAGGUAGUUUUAUAUGUGGCAGUUGAACUUUUUUGACUCCAUGCGCUACUGAGCAACUUUCAGAGGAAUGAACGGGACCCCGCCUCCAGUUCUCUUUAUACAUCCAUACUCGAAUUAGGCAUUUUGGCUGUCACAAUCUUGGUUUUUUUGGAGCCAGAAGUGACCAUAUUUGGACGAGAGGCUGGAGCUGUUGAGGAGUGAGGGGUCGAUCUGACCAGAGCCAGAGGGCAAUCACAAGUUGGCUACUCUAAAUGGGACUAUAAUUAAACAAACAAACAAACAAAAAAAAAAAAACAUAAUAGGUGUUUUCAGACCAUGGGAAUUUUUCCAGAAUUUUAAGAACCCCCUUUUUUACUGUGUUCAACUGCAAGAUCUAGGAAUGAUGUAGUUCUUGGAACACUGUUUUUGAGGGACUCAGGUAAGCAGGAUCAUUUUCAAGUUGCCCCUUGCUAACCAUUAGAAAGAAUGCACGUCCAUUAUUUUAUACAGUAUAUGGGUAAAGCCCUUACCAUGCUAUUUCCUGACCCCCCCUGAUUUUUUGCUACACCACACAAGCAAAUUUUGCCAAUUCAGUCUGACAGCAGCUUCAGUUCAGUGUCGGAGCCCAACAGAGUCUGACUCAUGUUCUGGUUUUAGAGCUGGUGCAGCUGGUUUCCUACCAACCCACUCAUCCCACUGCCUGCCACCCCAUGACUUGUACACUGCAGCCUGUCCAGGUCUUGUAUAGCUAAUCUGUCUUUUCAUUAAAGCACCAACAUCCACGAGGGCCUCACAUAUAUUUCUUAAUUUCUUUUUUUUUUUUUUUUAAAUUAAUGUGAUAAAAUAUCAUGAAUUAUUUGAAGAAAAUUAAAUUGAAAUAAAAUAAAACUAAUCAAUCGAUGCUUUUGCCAUCCUGUGCUGUUUAUUUCAAAACUUCCACACCUGCAUGUUUUUUUCUGCCUUGUGAUUCUUUGUUAAAUUAAUUUUUUUUUUUUUUUUAAAUAAGACUGUAUACCUAAUGGUGAAUGACUGAGAGAUAUGAGUUGCAUGAAAUAAUGGUUGCAGGCCCGCACAGACUGCACACCAUGAGUCGCUUCACUGUUCCUUCCACCGACUUUUCCUCUUCAAACAUUUUCCCUAUUCAAGUGUUGCUGUUCCAGCAUCCACCUCCCCAUUAACAGCCUCCUCUCCAUGACUCCCAGUCGAUUUUUCAAUCAUGUUUGUUUUGAACUCUGGGAAAAUUUGCUUUCUCCACAUCUUCUUCCAAGACACCAAAGCAGUUUUAAACUGUCAACCAUUUACUCCCAAGAAAAUGUAAGAAAAUAUUCACUUCAUUACUCCCUCCUUUGGCAACUUACUGUAACCCACUAAUAGAACAUAAAAGGUCAGAUUUAAAGUUAAACCCAAUGCUAUUAUGGUUCACUUCUUAAAAAAUAUGGCUAUACACUGGGAGGGCUUUGGCAAGAAGCUGUUCCAACGUAACUGAAGGGUGAUUUUACAAACUAAAAAAAACAUUAAUCUUGAACAACGUGUGAUAAUUGAACAUAGGAGUGUAACUCUGAGGAGUCGUGUGUGCUUAAAAAUAUAUAUCAGGUGUUCUGCAUUUUCCUUUGUGAAUGUUAAUUUUGCUCUCCUCGUGAUUACUUGUUCUAUAUUGUUGUUUUCAAUCUUGCUUUAGAAGGAGGAAAGACAUCUGUUUUGAUUGUUGUUGACAAAUCAAUGAAUGUCUCUCUAACCUCCUCCAGUCUUCUUGUUUUCCUAUCCCUCUGAAUCACUGAUGCAGCCCUGCAUUCUGUUCGUUUUUCUUUAUUUAGUUUGGUUUUUAUUUUCCAUCCACCAUUUUUUAAAAAUUAUUCCAACAUUUCUCCUUGUCAUGACAUCGCUCCAUCUCCUGUGUUUUCCUGUUUUAAGCUUUUUACAUAUGUUUUUUUGGUUAUCAUUUAUGUUUCCUUGUGCUUUGUCACUGUUGUCAUCUCAUCCUUUUUUGUGUCUGUUUAUAAUGAUGAGCAUUAAGAAAACAUGUUCAGGCGAGACUUGGUGGUCUCCCCACUUAUUUUUUUUUUCCAAAACACCUGUAUGCGGAAUAAAUGACAAAAAAAAGUC
Molecule: messenger RNA, 4063 nt
Organism: Epinephelus moara (kelp grouper)
Lineage: Eukaryota; Metazoa; Chordata; Actinopteri; Perciformes; Serranidae
Gene: lypla2
Product: lysophospholipase 2
Exons: 10
Coding region: 66-758 (230 amino acids)
Biological process (GO): protein depalmitoylation
Cellular component (GO): cytoplasm
Molecular function (GO): carboxylic ester hydrolase activity; palmitoyl-(protein) hydrolase activity
Source: RefSeq, a predicted model, not a curated record